This is a messenger RNA of Papaver somniferum (opium poppy), 1457 nucleotides long. Its product is annotated as N-methyltransferase 4-like. The record is from RefSeq and is a predicted model, not a curated record. The transcript is spliced from 8 exons. NCBI's taxonomy places the organism in Eukaryota, Viridiplantae, Streptophyta, Magnoliopsida, Ranunculales, Papaveraceae. The coding region runs from base 144 to 1232 and encodes 362 amino acids.
CUUAAAUAAUCAGCUAUAAUAUCAGAUAUUUCAGAACUCUCAACGUCCUCUUCAGGCAUUUGUACAUAUAUAUAUAUAGAAAUAUAUUGAUCAUUGGUGAUCACCAAAUAUUCUCAGAACUCAUCUUUUAAAUCUUGUUUGAAAUGGAUUCUCAAGAUCAACAAGGAGAAAAGAAAUCAAGUGGUGAAAAGAUAUUGGAGAGAUUGGCGAAGGGAGAAAUUGGAGAUGAGGAGUUGAAGAAGCUCAUUAGAAUUCGGUUAGAAAAGAUUUUGGAAUGGGGUUAUAAACCCACUCUUCAAGACCAACUCACUUCCAAUCUCGACUUCAUAAAAUCCUUAAAAGAGAUGGAGAUGUCAGGAGACAUGGAGGCUAUGAAUAGUGAGCAAUAUGAAUUACCUACAGCUUCUGUUAAAGUUUCUCUAGGAAACACCCUCAAACAAAGUGCAUGUUAUUUCAAAGAGGAAUCCAUGACGCUAGACGAAGCAGAGAUAGCUGCAUACGAGUUGAACUGCGAAAGAGCAGAAAUCAAAGACGGGCAAACUAUACUUGACAUUGGUUGUGGUCAUGGGGGUUUAGUUCUUCAUAUUGCCCAGAAAUAUAAGAAUUGUCAUGUUACAGGGAUGACUAAUUCCAUUGAGCAAAAAAGUUAUAUUAUGUUGCAAGUAGAGAAGCUUAAAUUGUCCAAUGUGGACGUUAUAUUAGCUGACGUCACAAAAUUCGAAUUCGAAACCGAGAAGAAGUUUGAUCGAAUAAAUGUAAUCGAAACCAUAGAGCACAUGAAAAACAUUCAACUGUUUCUGAAGAAAAUCUCAAAAUGGAUGAAAUAUGAAGAUAGUUUUCUUUUUGUGGAACACCUUUGCCACAAAGCUUUUAAUCAACAUUUUGAGGCACUUGAUGAGGAUGAUUGGUACACCAGUUAUGUUCUCCCGAAAGGGAGCCAGACGAUGCUGUCUGCUUCGGCUCUUCUAUAUUUUCAGGAUGAUGUCUCAAUUGUGGACCAUUGGUUGUUGAACGGAAAGCAUAUGGCACGUUCACAGGAGGAAUGGGGAAAGAACUUAAACAAAAAUUUGGAAGUUGCAAGAGAAGUACUAAAGCCGGGACUUGGAAGUGAAGAAGAAGUGAACCAAGUUAUCACUCAUUAUAAGACAUUUUUUAUUGGAUUUGCCGUGCAAUUCUCAUUCAACAAUGGAGAAGAAUGGAUGAUUUCACAUGUUCUCUUCAAGAAAAGGUGACUCAUCAACAACUUCAUAGAGAUAAUUUCAUGAUGAUUAAUUUGAAUGCUUCGUUUCUUCUUUUGAGCUUUUAAUCGUGUAUUAAUAAUUUUUAUCGUAGAACUUCAAUAUUGCCGCAUUUAUGUUUUGGAUUGAUCUUUUUAAUGGGAAAUAAUCAUAUAUUUUCCAGAAUAAAUGUGUACUUUUUUUUUUUUGAUGAACAAUCAGACCACAUUUCAUUCAAUC